Molecule: messenger RNA, 1671 nt
Organism: Suillus discolor
Lineage: Eukaryota; Fungi; Basidiomycota; Agaricomycetes; Boletales; Suillaceae
Exons: 10
Coding region: 1-1671 (556 amino acids)
Source: RefSeq, a predicted model, not a curated record
AUGUCUACUCCAGUUCAAUCUUCAUUGGCCGACCUCAAGGCAUCCACUGCUCAACUUGUAGGCAUCAUUGCUGGCGCUCGGCACAUCCCGGCCGGCUCAGUGGACGUCCAACUUGCUCUGACAAAGCAGGUCACCACUCUUUUGGCUGACAUCAUCCGGGCCCAUGAGAAAGGGGAAUACAUCCCUGGCAUUGUGGUGUCCUGCUCUAAGGAGCUGAUGAGGCAAGUCCGUGCCUGGGAGGCGUUGGGUGACAAUUCCUGUGAUCUCCCUGUUGUUCCUAAUCCUUCCACUGGCCCACUGACUGUCAACCUUCCGUCUCCACCUGUCCCUUCCCCCACACCUGUUCCUUCCCCCGCCCCUGUCAUUCCCUCCCCUCCCGUCGUCGCCGGACCUUCCGGCAAGACGGGUACCGAGUUCCGGGACAAAGGAAAAGGUAAGGCCGUUUCUGUUGACCUGGAGCCGGAAGUCGGAGGGAGCAACAAGAGGAAGUCCCCGAUGAUUUCUGGACACUCCUCCCAACCUCCGAAGUCGGCGAUGAAGGGUCGCAAGCGUGUCAAGUCAACUCGACUCCCCAAGUCAAAGCCGUUUGUGGAGUCGGAAGAUGAUGAAGACCCAAUUGUUCAGCCGAUUUCGCGUAGAGUGCCGGAGGUCGUUCUUCCCCAGCUCUCCACCAUUGUUGUGAGGACGCCCCAGUUGCCUCGGUCACCUGGUUCCCCCAAGAAGCAAUCAUUUGGGCCUGCUUCGCUGACUGCCGGCAGGCGUCCGGAGGUCAUGGCAACCUCCGGCAGUCGUCCGGAAGUUGAGGAGUCCUCUGAUGAUACUUCCAGCGCUUCGGAUGGUGACCCCCCGGCCAAUACCACAUUUGAUAUCACCAUUCCCUGGCCCGAACAACCCCUGCCAUUAUUGCGUCAAGGAGGAUUGGCCCUGCGCGAACCCGUUUUGACAAGAGGACCAACCUCCCCUGCUUGUCUUGCAUCCGCUGCUCCACCAAGAAGAUCAAAUGCAACCCUGCAUCUCUGGGAUCCCCGCCCAAACGGACCGAGGGAAGUGCAGUCACGUGGUCGCAGCAAGACCAUCACUACCAAGAAGACACCUGCACCUGCACCUGCACCUGCGCCAGCUCCUGUUCGGUCUUCGAGCUUCGCAGUGCCUCGUGCAGCACUCGAUGUUCCCAUGCCGGAUCUCCAUUCCAUGGCAAUCGCGAUUCGGGAUGGUGCAGCUCGCAUCGCUAUUCUUGAGGCUCGGAGCCUCCGGCGCACAGUGGUCGACCGGCACCCUUCAUUUUCACUUCCGGACACACCGGCCGAUGCAACAAUCUUGCUUGAUCAAUCCGGUCCCCACCCGUCCAUUUCACCCCUCCCCUCCGCACUUUCCAACCUCAUUGAUUUGGACAUUUCAGUGAUGCAACCCACACCCUUGACGGUUGAGGAUGGAUCUGCUAUGGUAGGUCUCAUGGUUGAGCCCACCCAAGUUCAGCCUGAGGGUCCACAAUCCUCCGGCGAAAUUGUGCUCCCGGAUGAACCAGGCAACCUCUUGCCAGAAUCCUCCGGCAAUAUUGUGGUCCCUAAUGAACCAGGUAACCUCCUGCCAGAAUAUGAUUCUUCUGAUGAGGAGUUGGAUGUUGAGGGGAAGGUUGAUCUUCCUGGUGAGGAGGUUGAAAUGGCUACAUAA